CCUUUCCAAAAGAAAGUGAGUCUCCAACUCUGUCAUAGUCUCUUCCGCUUUGAUCGACGCACCAAGCGACUUGUGCAUGCUACUGUAGGUCCGCCGAGACACAUGUCUGCGCGUGUGCUUUUGAUAGGCUACCCGACGAGCAUGGCUCGUUGUGCCUGGCGCGAAUGCUUCUGCCAAUGCUGGGUACAUAGAGCUUGACGCGCCCAAGAAUUCUGAAGCUUCGAAGCCUCUUCUUGUCUACACCAGUUCCUCGCGCCAAAUCCGUCAAGAUGCUUUCUUCUCUUGCCAAGGUCGCCGCCUUGGCCUUGAUGGUCGAUGCCACCUCUGCGGCAGCCAUCACCGUCUCCGCCUCCAGGAUUGCUGGCUCCGCCGUCUCCGACGUCUACCCGCCAUCAAGCACGAGCGCCAACCCGAGCCUGUUCCCAAGCGAGCCUGUUGUUGGCUUCCCAGGCCCAACCCCGACUGGUCUAGAGGCUGCUGCAGCCCAGACUGCUCCGGCCUACCCAUACAACAACGGCCCAGCCAAGUCUUUCCCGCUGGUCGCUCCUCAGCCUCAUGGCGUUUCCACCUUCGGUGACAACUUCGACAUCACCAGAUACUGGGGUAACCUCAGUCCGUGGUACUCGGUCUCGUCUGCCGACUACGGCCUUCCCAAUGCCAGCCCUUUGAUCCCAUCAGGUUGCACGAUCACCCAGCUGCUCCUCCUGUACCGCCAUGGUGCUCGUUACCCCACAAGCGGUGCUGCACCGUCCACCUUUGCCACCAAGGUCGCGAACGCCGCCCGUGUUGGCUUUAACGUGACUGGCGAGCUCUCCUUCUUGGCCAACUGGACCUACAAGCUCGGUGCCGAGCUUCUCACUCCAUUCGGCCGUGCCCAGAACUUCAACCUUGGUGUCGAGUACCGCCAGCUCUAUGGUGAGCUCCUCAACAAUUUCACCACUCAGGGUGCCAUCCCAGUCUUCCGCACGCAGUCCCAGGAUCGCAUGGUUAAGACCGCCGAGAACUUCGCCGCAGGCUUCUUUGGUGUCCCUGAGUACUUGAGCCAGGUCAACAUUGAAAUCCUGGUUGAGACUCCAGGUGUCAACAACUCCGGUGCCCCGUACGAGGUCUGCAACAACUCCAACGUUGCCAGCCGUGGCAGCAUUGGCAGCACCGUCGCCGCCCUGUUUGCCAACAAUGCAUUCAACGCCACGCUUGCGCGGUUGAACUCCGAGGUGACUGGCAACCUUACCUUCACCCCCACCGACGCUAUCGCCAUGCUUCAGCUUUGCUCUUACGAGACUGACGCUCUUGGCUACUCUGCUUUCUGCCCUCUCUUCACAGUUGAUGACUUCCUCAACUACGAGUACUACUUUGAUUUGUCCUUCUACUACAACAACGGCCCCGGCUCCCCAGUCUCUGCCGCGCAGGGUAAGGGCUUCUUGGAGGAGUGGCUUGCCCGCUUCAACCACACCAUCCCGCCGGCGAACUCUGCCCUGAACGAGACCUUCGACAACUCCACGACCUACUUCCCCCUCAACCAGUCCAUCUACGCCGACGCCACCCACGAAGUCGUCGUGCUCGACGCCCUCACCGCCUUCAACUUCACCGCGCUGUUCAACGGCCCUCCUCUUAACUACACUGUCGGCAACGAGGGCACCAACACCUUCGUCGCCAGCAAGCUUGUCCCAUUCGCCACACACUUCACCACUCAGGUUCUGAGCUGUCCGGCAAGAAAUCAGACCAAGCAGAUCCGCUUCAUCGUCAAUGAUGCUGUCAUCCCAGUUUCGGAUUCGCACCCAGGCUGCCCAGUCGACCCUGACGGACUUUGCCCCUUCAACACCAUGAUCUCUGCGCUCACGAACCGCGCCAACCAGAUCAACUUCAACUACGACUGCUUUGCCAACUACACGGCUGCGCCCGGUCACGACUACAACGGCCGUGCUCCUACCUCGUAGAGUAGCACUACGAGCUAUGAAAAGUAAUGUUGGAUGAGAAUAAUGUACAUAACUCUAGAUUAAUGACGUGCGAAAAAAAUGUAUGUCUCCAACGCUUAAAGUAUGUAUCUCGACAGCUAAGCAAUGUAUGAUCAUUAUAUUUACG
This is a messenger RNA of Baudoinia panamericana UAMH 10762, 2082 nucleotides long. RefSeq lists its product as uncharacterized. The record is from RefSeq and is a predicted model, not a curated record. Bases 270 to 1937 code for a protein of 555 amino acids. Gene Ontology annotation, molecular function: acid phosphatase activity. Lineage: Eukaryota; Fungi; Ascomycota; Dothideomycetes; Mycosphaerellales; Teratosphaeriaceae. The transcript is spliced from 4 exons.